Diabrotica balteata is the source of this 1194-nucleotide messenger RNA. The record is from the annotation of a GenBank genome assembly. NCBI's taxonomy places the organism in Eukaryota, Metazoa, Arthropoda, Insecta, Coleoptera, Chrysomelidae.
AUGGACGUUUUUAAAAUAGAUCAAUCGUUAAGCGGUAACUUGGGUAGUUCUCCCACCUCUGAAAAAAUUAAUCAGCAGGAUAUUAGCUUUGAGGCGGGUUCCGAAUUCAAUUUAUGUUUUUUCGACACUCCUGAAGAUACUCAAGGAUUUAGUGAUCCUAGUUCUGUUGGUUCCACGACUAAUGGUUCACCACCACCCCAACAAUUGACACCUUUACACAUACCCCUAACGGUUACGCCAGUUCAGAGCCCGAUUUUGCUUUCUUCUCCUGGAGGAACAACUUCAACGAUUACUGUAAAACAAGCUGUUCGAUACGGCAGAGUGCCAAAGCGGUCGAGGGAAAGAAGUACCGACGAGCCAUUGAGAGUGACAACAUCAGAUGCGGAUCAAUCCGAUGCUGAAACGAAACAAUUAGCCGUAUACGACAUGAUCCUUAGUGUUUCUCAAGCUCAUCAUGCGAAUUGUGGGUACACGGAAGAGCACACUAAGAAUAUCUCAAGAAAACCUAUAAUUCUUCCUCCCGCGAGUCCCGAAUCAGAUAGUGAGGUUGCUUCUUCUACUGCUGAAUCCAUGGAAAUGGAAAGAUGCUGGUUAUGGCAACAAUUCGCUUCUAAUAUUACGCCGUGCGUUCAAAGGGUGGUUGAAUUUGCUAAAAGAGUUCCUGGGUUUUGCGACUUGGGACAAGACGAUCAGCUUAUUUUGAUUAAAAUGGGAUUUUUCGAAAUUUGGUUGAGUCACGUUGCGAGAUUGACCUCUAACACUUCAAUGAUGUUUGAUGACGGAACUACAGUUAGCAGACAGCAGUUGGAGACGAUGUAUGAUGGCGAUUUUACAUCAUCCGUAAUUCAUUUUGCCGCAAGUUUCAACGCUUUGGCACUCAACGAUACUGAGGUGGGAUUGUUUUCAGCUGUCGUUCUUCUAACAGCGGACCGACCCGGCAUUACAGAUGUAAAGACAAUAGAACAACAUCAAGAUAAACUAAUAGAAGCUUUAAAAGUUCAGGUUGGACGUAAUCAUGCAAGUGAACCACAAAUAUUUUCAAAUUUACUUAUAAAAUUACCAGAGCUAAAAAAUCUGGGAGCUAAACACACAGCCCAUCUUGACUGGUUUCGAAUGAACUGGACGAAGCUGACGCUACCUCCUCUAUUUGCGGAAAUUUUUGACAUUCCUAAAACAGAAGACGAUCUCCAGUGA